AUGAAUCUUCAGCAGGCGGUAGCGCUGUUAUUCAUCUCUACGUUUUUGUACGUAACAGUCUUGAUCUUUCAACCCGGCAUAUUGUCAGCUUUACCGAAUAUACUUUCGUGGUCAUACUCCGAGUACAUUGAUGAUCCGUACGGCGAUUCAGCUCGCCGCAGUCUCGCCUUAAACAUUUCAGAAAACACCGGAACUCCUCUGCUUAAUUUUAAAGAUCUGGGAGGCAACAAGGCCAAAGUGUUACUCUUGGUUAUUGUUAGCACUGCACCACAAAGAUUUGCCAGAAGGCAAGCAAUACGGGACACAUGGUGGAAGCACUGUACUGGGGAUCAGGUAAAGCUACAGAAAACGGGCGACAAAAACGUGCAAUUUUUAUUUUACAUCGCUGCAAAACGAGUUGAAUAGCGAUGUUGCGCGUUUUACCACUUACGUUUGAACCUGUCUUGCAACAAACCAGGUUGUUGCAAGUUAUGUGAAUACUGACUUCUGAUUGGAUAAAAUUACGCGGAAGUCACACGAGAGCUCCUGACGGGAGUUACGUUACUUGCUGAAAAACAAGAUUGCCCGGUUGGCCUGUAAGACUCGCUACAUAUACAGAUUUUGCUGCAAAAAGUACUACUACUUUCCGCAACAAAGUUUGGCAACCUGCUACAAACUGAGUUGAUGCAAGACAGGCUUUGAUGUUGCUAGUAAAAGGCGCAACAUCGCCAUUCAACUCGUUUUGCAACAUGUUGCAAAACAAGUCUACGAUUUUGUUGCCCGAUUUACAGUCCCUCGGGACUAGCGUAGGUGUCCCCUUGCGGGUUAUGUCGGCCUGCGGGAAACUGGAUGAAUAUGAAGCGCUACAAGGGAUCAGUUGGACAAAUUUGAUAUACAGAGUAACUGCUCAUGUAUUUAACUAAAGAACUACGCCAUUACUAAUUAAACUGUGCCAUUCAAAUUAUAUACAUUUAUCUUUUGCUCAAAUAGAAAAUAUUAGCCCUUUUUUAGUGUGAUUGUGAGUCGGCUUAAGGGAGGUUACUUUAGCUUACGCGGAUCUCCACAAGGACGUGGUUGCGGCUGGUCGAUCUACUUUCUUAAAACCAAUAGCGACUAAUAAAGAAUGAUUUUCCUUAAUUUCACCAGGUCAAGUGCGUUUUUGUUACUGAUGGUCUAACCGAGGACGAGAACCAACGCACACUUAUUCUCAGAGAAAGAAUCAAAUACAGAGAUCUAGAGUUUCAGCCAUUGCUCGGAGGCCGAGAGUUCGGCCUUCGCUUUCUCAACCAUAUAAAGUGGGCCAAGGCGAAGUUUGACUUCCGUUUCCUCCUUAGGACUGAUGAUGAUUACUUCCUUUGUCUAAAGAGGCUUCUGUUUGAGCUUCCGGUGCGGCCAGAUACGAGCCUGGUUUGGGGAAAUUUCCACUGUCAAGAUGGUAUAACGUGGGUGGACGAAUCGUUUAUGAUCUUCUCGCCCGAUAUUAUUUAUAAAUUCCUGGCGCAAAACGAAACAACAAUGAUGUGCCACCCUCACGCGGACCAACAAAUCGGUCUGUGGCUGGAGAGCAUUGACAGCAAAUUGUUUUUUCACGAUAGCAGAUUAUACCACCAUCCACCGGCAUCAUUUUCCAAGCAAUUCGAGAACGUAUUCAACGUCUGUGAUUCGUAUUUAGGAAUACAUGGAACUUACGUGGAAAAGAUGCGUUAUUUUGGACGGAAUGCCAACGAUGGGGCAAAAAGCGUGGUUCCCAUGGGAGAUUUUGCAGAUUUUUGUCCAACGACACAUUUUGAUUAUCGUAAAAUCAGUCCACCUUUCUUUUUUAAACCCAAACCUUGCAUCACUAAUCCAACUUGGAACUUGGAAAGAAAUAUGUACGGUGGCCGUGAAGAGGGACAGGUAGGGCAAUAA
Molecule: messenger RNA, 1887 nt
Organism: Porites evermanni
Lineage: Eukaryota; Metazoa; Cnidaria; Anthozoa; Scleractinia; Poritidae
Source: the annotation of a GenBank genome assembly